Ctenocephalides felis (cat flea) is the source of this 317-nucleotide messenger RNA. RefSeq names its product NPC intracellular cholesterol transporter 2 homolog a-like. The transcript is spliced from 2 exons. The annotation marks the transcript as partial. The record is from RefSeq and is a predicted model, not a curated record. Lineage: Eukaryota; Metazoa; Arthropoda; Insecta; Siphonaptera; Pulicidae.
GUAAAAGCCAAAGUUGCCGGUGUUACCGUUCCUUACCCAUUACCCCCAGAGCUAAGUGAUGCUUGCCAACAUCUUAAAGAAGGAUCUUGCCCUUUGAAAAAAGACAAUAAAGUCACAUACAACCUAAAAGUUCCAGUACUUCAGUCCUACCCAGCAAUUAACUUGGAUUUGAUGGUAUCUCUUGUGGAUGACAGUGCCAAACCAGUUCUCUGCUUCAAAAUUCCCUGCAAAGUAGUUUAAGAUGUUAACCAAUUUUAUAAUUCAUGUGAAUUAAUAUAAGUGUCGAAUACUAGUCAAAUACAAAUAUUUUUUAAGAA